Mytilinidion resinicola is the source of this 1020-nucleotide messenger RNA. Its product is annotated as beta-lactamase family protein. The transcript is spliced from 4 exons. The record is from RefSeq and is a predicted model, not a curated record. The coding region runs from base 1 to 1020 and encodes 339 amino acids. NCBI's taxonomy places the organism in Eukaryota, Fungi, Ascomycota, Dothideomycetes, Mytilinidiales, Mytilinidiaceae.
AUGCCUGGAUCGACGUCUUCUCCUUCAACCGCUAGCCGUCUGAGCUCUUUAAUUCAGAAUGCCACCUCAAACCCUCAGCAUAUACCAGGGCUCGUAGUUCAGGUGGUAGACCGACAUGGAAACACAGAAUAUUCCAGUGCAUCGGGCAUCAGAGGGCUAGGUGUUGAGGAGCCAAUGACGACCGACACGGUAUUCUGGGUCGCCUCAUGCACGAAAUUAUUCUCGGCUAUUGCUCUCAUGAAGCUAGUGGAACAAGGACAAGCAGACUUAGAUUCGGCAGAUUUGCUAGAAGAUUUCGUCCAUGAGCUGAAGGAUAUUCAAAUCUUGAAGAACGGGAAGCUAAGACCGAAAGCUAAUCGGAUCACCCUACGGAUGUUAAUGACUCAUGUUGGGAUUGACUGGCCUCUUGGUAUGGCCAACACCAGUUUUGUGCCAUCGCGCGAGUUGCGGUCAAAAAUGGCGAUUUUGCACCAAAGGGGAGAGACUCUAGCCGCGCGACCCCAUCUCUAUGGUCCAGCCCGAGAAGAGAUGGAAGGCGUUUUUCAGUCUGCUGGCGCCGGCCUCUUAAGCACAGCUCCCGACUACAGUCGAGUACUAAGUAUGAUCCUCAAUGGCGGCGUAUCACCUCACACCCAGCAAAGAAUUCUGCUACAGGAAACCGUCCACCAGAUGUUCCAAAAUCAAAUUCCAGACUACAUGACGAAGCACGUUGGAGUUGCUCAGGGAGUUUCCAGACACGACCUUGUUGUCCCUCCAACAGUGGAGCCAGUGCCAGUAGCCGGAUACUUUGGCUGGGGGCUUAAUUUUGAACUACAGGCAAAUCCAAAAGCCUUGAAUCCAGCUUUAUGCGAGAAAGAAGGAUUUCCUAGAGGAUCGGCAGCGGGGCUCAGCAACUGCUUUUGGACUGUUGAUCGAGAGAAAGGCGUCGCGGCUGUGUGCAUGACACAGAUUCUUCCAUUUGGGGAUACUUAUGUACUCCCAUUAUGGCAGGAACUGCAAGAGGUAAUUUUCGAGGAUUAA